CCGAGUAGCAGACAGAGCUUUUCCCAGAUGCAGUCUGUUCCGAAUCUAAAGCUGCCACGCGUGUCAGUAGGCCAACUGCACUGGGAAAAUGUGCAGUAACUCCACUAGGAAUGCGCUCCUCACUGGACAAAUUCCACAGUAUGCGUCACAGUGGGACAAGGCGUCAACUGUGAAAUAGUUCGCUAACCAACAAACCUGAGACCAAACGUACACCCGCAGAUAGGUAAUACAACGUUUUCUACCCGAAAAGGCUGUGGACUAAAAGACAUUUUCAUCUUUAAGGGAUUUAAUUUGGGAUUUCUGCAAGGAUGUUUUUUAAAACCGUUAUUUUCCUGACAGCCGUGAAUGAAGUUUUCUCCGUUUAUAACGGCAGCUCCAUCAUCAGGACCUUUUCCAGGAAUAGGUUAGUCAUUGAAGGGCCCCUGGUCACAGAUGAGCCCAUAGAUCUGGACUCACUGUACUCAGAUGAAGAAAUCAACAGGCCCGGCGUCAGAAUAAGCAAUGGGUCUGGACCAGAGCAGGUGAAACAGAAUCAUAACUCAAUCGAGCAAUACACAAUCUCUGUUACGGCCAGUGACUUCCUCACAGGCCACCUGUCCACCAUCUUCAUCCCAACGCUUUACACCACCGUCUUCCUCAUCAGCGUGCCCCUCAAUGCCAUCGCCGUGUUGGCCUUUACCCGAUGGAUCCGACCCGUGAAGCCGACGGCUGUGUACAUGCUGAACUUGGCGGCUGCUGACCUGCUGUUCUCCCUGCUGCUGCCCUUCAAGAUUGUGUACCACUACAGAGGCAACGACUGGGUCUUCGGGGAGGGGAUGUGCCGCCUGGCCAGCGCGGGCAUCUACUGCAACAUGUACUGCUCCGUCCUCCUCGUGUCCUGCAUCAGCGUGGACCGCCUGCUGGCUGUGGCCUACCCCAUUGCCUCCUUGCCCUGGAGGAGCCCCGGUAGGGCCGCCUUGAUCUGCGGCAUCAUGUGGGUCCUGGCCGUGGGCGGCUCACUGCCCCUGGUCCUCUCAAGGCAGACGCUCUACUACGACCCGCUGGGUGUCACCACCUGCCAUGACAUCCAGGACCGGGAGAUGCUAGAGGAGCUUUACGUCUUCUUCUUCCCCAUCCUCUCCUGCGCCCUGUACUUCCUGCCUCUUUUGGUCUUUGCAAUCUGUUACUCCCGGGUGGUUCAGGUGCUCAACAAGGCUCCUAGUGGUUUUGUAGGUCAUUCGAGGCACAAGGCACGGGCCAUGGUGAUGGUGGUCACUGUCCUGCUUGUAUAUGUGGUCUGUUUCACACCCAGCAACGUCAUUCUCCUGGCCCACUAUCUGCAGAUCGCUGGGCUGGUGGGAGGGCAGUCAGACACUACCCAUGUGGCAUACCUGCUGUCACUAUGUCUGGGGAGCGUCAGCUGCUGCCUGGACCCCCUGAUCUACUGUUGUGGCUCAUCCCAGUGCCGGAGGCUGGUGACGGGACUGUUUGGAUGCACCAAGGGACAGAAGGGCCUGGCCCUCUCCUCUGGUUCCUCCAGGAACAAAACAAAAUCCAACCAGAGAAGCAGCACGAGGAUUACUAGUGUGGAUGCCUUUCAAGCCAGCCUCAAAAACCAGUACAACAAACUCCUGAUACUCUUCAAGCAUUGCAGAUAUUAUUGUUGUAACGUAUCGUUGUCAGUUAAUAUGACUUUUGACCAACAUUGGAUUAAACUAAUCGCUCUAUUGGCCUGCGUCGAACUCUGUCUUUCGAAUAAGAAUGGCCAUGGUGAUGAAGGCUACUCAUACCGUGGCUUAUCAGGGAUAGAGACAGCGGAGGGGGUGCAAGUCUCCAAGACUGCUGGCAUGAUCCUGGGCAGUCGUCUGACCACGGUGUUCCUUCCCAUCGUCUACAUAGUGGUGUUUGCUGUGGGACUGCCCACCAACGCAAUGGCCAUCUGGGUCUUCUUGUUCAGGACCAAGAAGAAGCAUCCUGCCGCCAUUUACAUGGCCAACCUGGCUCUGUCCGACCUGCUGUUUGUCAUCUGGACCCCCCUGAAGAUCGCCUACCACUUCAACGGUAACAACUGGAUAUAUGGAGAGGGGCUGUGUAAAGUCCUGGUAGGCUUCUUCUAUGGGAACAUGUACUGUUCCAUUUUCUUCAUCACUUGUAUCAGUGUUCAGCGGUACUGGGCCAUUGUCCACCCCCUCUCUCAGAAUAGGAGAAACAACCAGUUAGCCGUUGGUGUCUGCGGUGCCAUCUGGGUCGGGGUCUGGCUGCUGACCACCCCUCUGUACCUCUAUGACCAGACGGUCAGGGUGACCAACCUCGACAUCAUCACCUGCCACGACGUUACCCGACCCAGCCAGAAUAACAUGGCAUCCGGCUACUUCCUGACCAUGGGAAUUGUGGGCUUUGUAUUUCCAGCCAUUGUGUGUGUGGUGGCCUAUGUUCUGAUGCUCAAGGCCCUGAGGGAGACCAUGACUGACCCCAGCAUCACCAACAAUCGGCACAGGGCAGUGGUGCUCAUCAUUACUGUACUGGUCAUGUUCCUGGUCUGUUUCACCCCCAGUAACAUUAUGCUGCUGGUACACUACUCUCUCCUGCUGGCAGGCUUAGAAAACAAUGGCUACGGCUUCUACAUCACCACUCUGUGUCUGGCCUCCCUCAACAGCUGUCUGGAUCCAUUUGUAUACUACUUCAUCUCAGAGGAGUUCAGGGAUCAUGUGAAGAACUCACUGAGAUGUCGCAGCGAUAGGACUGUGAAACGAAAGAAGGUCUCCUUCAGUGCUCUGAAGUUCUCAAAGAAGAGCAGCACUUAUACCUCAGAGUCUGGCAACACACAGAGCAGCUCCUGUUAGGGAGUUGUUGGCUGGAAAGGAAGUACUGAUGUUUUCGAAGAACUGGACAGGUGCCAGAAAUACUGCAUAUUGCUUUCUACGGACAUUUUGUUUUUAUUGGUAUUGGAGAGGAAGCCAUUUUAAAUGAUGUGCUCAUUGCAUCAUAAUUAUUAACAUUUAAUUAAGGUUAAAUGUUCUUGACCAAUAUAAAUAAUACCUAAACCAUGAAUGUAUGAUCUUUAUAUUCUUGUAUGUGCACAUCUGACUGACAAGAAAUGUAUUUACUGUACAUAUUUAUUUGUAGUUUAAACCUUUUAAACUGCAAUUGAGAUGGAAAUCUUGCUUUCUCAAUAAAGAUGUAUUUUUUUCAAAUGUUAUUGCAUGCUAUGGUCAGCUUAGUGGCAUUUAUUAUUUGUUCCCCUUUGUUGUCAUGAGUUUCCUGAUAACAAAGACAAAAUAGGAAGCUAAUGUUUAUAUUUAAUGUUCAGUAAAAGAUUUUAUUUUCUGUACUGUAGACUAUACCCUGAGAGAUGCUGAUACACCAACUAAAAUCGCAAAUUCCUGAAUUUAAUUCAAUAAAAUAGAUCCCUCAGAGCAAUUUUAAUGUUUAUUGUUUACAUAUUAAAAUCAUACAACUAAAAAUACUUUGUUUGGGAAAUGAU
This is a messenger RNA of Esox lucius (northern pike), 3463 nucleotides long. RefSeq lists its product as uncharacterized. The record is from RefSeq and is a predicted model, not a curated record. Gene Ontology annotation, biological process: positive regulation of Rho protein signal transduction; blood coagulation; phospholipase C-activating G protein-coupled receptor signaling pathway. The transcript is spliced from 5 exons. Gene Ontology annotation, cellular component: membrane. Gene Ontology annotation, molecular function: thrombin-activated receptor activity. Lineage: Eukaryota; Metazoa; Chordata; Actinopteri; Esociformes; Esocidae. Bases 309 to 2822 code for a protein of 837 amino acids.